This is a messenger RNA of Rotaria socialis, 1113 nucleotides long. The record is from the annotation of a GenBank genome assembly. Lineage: Eukaryota; Metazoa; Rotifera; Eurotatoria; Philodinida; Philodinidae.
AUGUUGGUACUUGAACGCGUUCGUACUAUUGCUAUUUUAUGUUUAACCGUAUUUGGAUGUACAGGAAAUAUUUUAAUAUUAAUUGUUGUUUAUCAAGGUUAUUUUCGAAAAACCGCUUCAACUGUAUUAAUAUCUGCCUUAUCGAUUUCGGAUUGUAUUGUAUUAUGUUUACAAAGUUUACAAAUCGUUACCAAACUUCAACCACAAGUAACAUCCUAUGAUUGUGUCUUACUCUUUUUUAUGGAUGCCUUUCGUCUUUUAUCUGUUUGGCUGGUUUGUAUUAUUAAUAUUGAACGUUGCUCAUUAGUAUUUAAUCCAUGCUAUAUGCCACGUUUAACUUGUCGAAGAAAAUCACAUAUAUUUGUGAUAAUAUUAUGUAUUAUUUCAUUACUUGUAUUCAGUCACUAUGCUAAGCAUAUGCAUAUCGAAUAUGUUUAUAACUCAAAUACAACAAUUCCAAUACGUUCAUUUUGUGUAUUCAAACCGAAUUUUCAUCGUUUAGUAUGGGAAUGUAUAAGAUCUGGUUUAACAUAUUGGUUUACCGUACCGGUAUGCACUGUUUGCAAUCUUAUUAUAAUUCACCAACUUCGUCAAGCAUCAAGUAUUGAACGUGCAUUAAAUAAUAUGAAUCCAGGAACUGAUCAACUAAUGAAUACAAACAAAUUCGAUCUAUCAACUAAACAACGACAACUAACAGCGAUGCUUCUUUCAUCAUCAAUUUGUUUUGUAUUAACAUCAACACCAUCAACAAUACAUACAACAUAUAUAUUAAUAACUGGUAAAGUGGAUAAUGUUCAAUACGCAAUACAUAUAUUAACAAAUAUUCUACUUCAUUUUCAUCAUGCAUCAAAUUUCUUAGUCUUUGUUUUUUCUUCUGCUCGUUUUCGUAUUGAAUUAAUGCAUUUAUUGCGUCGAUAUAUUGUUUGUCAGAUUUGUAUGCCUUGGUAUAAACGUUCAAUACCUAAAACUGACCAGAUUCUCAUUAUUUCAACCAAACAACAUAAAACACCGAAUAAGUUAUUAACAAAAACAAAAGAAUCGAAACGAAAAAUGAAAGUUCAAUAUCAUGGUGAAGUCAUUGAACUCAAAAUGAAUGAGCGUGAACAGCCUUAA